Messenger RNA from Diaporthe batatas, 1080 nucleotides. RefSeq lists its product as uncharacterized. Gene Ontology annotation, molecular function: oxidoreductase activity, acting on NAD(P)H. The coding region runs from base 1 to 1080 and encodes 359 amino acids. The transcript has a single exon. The record is from RefSeq and is a predicted model, not a curated record. Lineage: Eukaryota; Fungi; Ascomycota; Sordariomycetes; Diaporthales; Diaporthaceae.
AUGUCGGCCGACUCAACAUCCAGGCUUCCCAGUGUGCAAUUUGCGAUUAUCGAAGACGAAAAUGGAGCCCCUAAGCUGGCCAACAUAUCAUUGCCUGGUCUGAAGCCCGGAACCAUCAUGGUCAAGACCGUCGCCGUUGCGCUCAAUCCGAGUGACCACAAAAUGGGCGCCGCCUUUCCAUCUCCUGGUGCAGUGGUCGGAAUGGACUUCUCAGGCACAGUCGCAGCGAUCCACCGUGAUACCAAGACCGAUCUCAAAAUUGGUGACCGCGUCUGCGGCAUGGCUCAAGGCUCGAACCCCGGCGAUCCGACCAACGGGGCAUUCGCUCAAUACGUACGCGCGCGCCCCGAAAUGCUGGUCCGGGUUCCGAAAGGCAUGCCUAUGGAAGAGGCUGCGACUCUCGGGGUGGGACUAAUGACAAAUAUCAUGGCUCUUUGGGACCAUGCAGCGCUUGGCCUAUCCGCUACUCCUGAAUCACCGGCAGAGAAGCGCUUCCCUGUCCUCGUAUACGGUGGGAGCACGGCAACGGGCACCUUGGCUAUCCAGCUGCUGAAACUAUCCGGACUCGACCCUGUCGUGACGUGCAGCCCUCGGAACUUUGAUCUCGUUCAUGGACGGGGCGCCGUGGCCCAGGUGGACUAUAUAAGGGCGGACCUUGUCGAGGAGGUUAAAAGGCUCACAGGCAACAAGUUGAAAUACGCAUUAGACUGUGUCACCGGGCCCGAGUCUGUAGCACAUUGCUAUGCGGCUAUCGGGCGGACUGGCGGCCGAUAUGUCUCACUAGAAAUGGUUCCAGAGGAGCUCCGUACACGGCGUGCCGUGCGGGCAAAGGUUGUUCUGGCAUAUGAGGCAUUGGGCGAAGACGUGCCGCUGUCCCAGGGCUACGAGAGUCGGGCAGACCCAGAAAAGUUUGCAUUUGCAGCCAAAUUCUUUCCCAUGUUUCAAAAGCUUCUAGAUGAGGGUAGCCUCAAGACUCACCCAAUCGAGUCCGCAGGCGUUGGACUGUCGAGCGUCUUAUCGGGCUUGCAAUCACUGAAGUCCGGAUCGGUUUCCGGAAGGAAGUUGGUUGUGACUCUAUGA